Molecule: messenger RNA, 2577 nt
Organism: Parastagonospora nodorum SN15
Lineage: Eukaryota; Fungi; Ascomycota; Dothideomycetes; Pleosporales; Phaeosphaeriaceae
Exons: 3
Coding region: 1-2466 (821 amino acids)
Biological process (GO): carbohydrate metabolic process
Molecular function (GO): aldehyde-lyase activity
Source: RefSeq, a predicted model, not a curated record
AUGGACGCAAUGGCCGCGAAAGCGCCUGUGGACCCGGAGAAGGUAGUCGAAGACGUCGAACACCUCAGUCUCUCUCCAUUCGGUCCCGCAAGAGCCUCUAUCACCGAGCACCCAUUGACCGACGAUGAGGUCUCGAAGAUGACCGACUACUUCCAUGCCAGCAUGUACAUGUGCUUGGGCAUGAUUUACUUGCGAAGAAAUCCGCUUCUACGUGACCCGUUGACGCUGGAUCAUGUCAAGCGACGACUUCUGGGUCAUUGGGGCUCCGACUCUGGACAGUCUUUCACAUAUAUCCACAUGAAUCGCUUGAUCAAGAAGUACGACCUUGAUGCGAUCUUUAUUUCGGGGCCUGGACAUGGCGCACCUGCCGUCCUGUCGAACAGUUUCUUGGAAGGAGUCUACUCAGAAGUCUACCCAGAUAAGAGUGAAGAUGAAAAUGGUAUGAGGCGCUUCUUCAAGUCGUUCUCUUUCCCCGGUGGAAUCGGAUCGCACGCAACCCCUGAGACUCCCGGUAGUCUUCACGAGGGUGGAGAGCUUGGUUACUCGAUUUCUCAUGCUUUCGGCACUGUCUUCGAUCAUCCCGAUCUGAUUGCUCUCACGAUGGUUGGAGACGGCGAGUCUGAGACAGGCCCGUUAGCCACUAGCUGGCAUUCUACCAAGUUCCUCAACCCAAUUACCGAUGGCGCUGUUCUACCAGUGCUCCACUUGAACGGUUACAAGAUCAACAACCCUACCGUACUCUCGAGAAUCAGCCACAAGGAGCUCGAAGCACUGUUCAUUGGUUGCGGAUGGACUCCUUACUUCGUUGAGGGCAGUGAUCUGCCUUCGAUGCACCAAGCCAUGGCUGCAACGAUGGAGCGUUGUGUUACAAAGAUUCGCGAGUACCAGAAGGAGGCUCGUGAUUCAGGCAAAGCGUUCAGGCCUCGUUGGCCCAUGAUUGUCCUGCGCACACCAAAGGGCUGGACCGGACCUCGAAAGGUCGGAGACCACUUCUCGGAGGGCUUCUGGCGAGCUCACCAAGUGCCUCUCACAAACGUACUCAAGGACAAGUCCGAGCUCAAGCUCCUCGAACAGUGGAUGCGCAGUUACGAACCCGAGAAGCACUGGGAUGAGAACGGCAAGCUCAAGCCUGAACUUCGAGAGCUCGCGCCCGAGGGCAAUCGACGAAUGUCGGCGAACCCAGUCGCCAACGGUGGGCUCAUCCGAGGCAAGUUACACAUCCCUGACUUCCGCGAAUAUGCCGUCGAGGUCACAAAGGGAGGCGUCGCGAAGAUGGGAAGCAUGGCCAACUUUGCUGGCUUCCUGCGCGAUGUGAUCCGAGAUAACCCAAAGACUUUCCGCGUCUUCGGCCCCGAUGAGACUCAAUCGAACAAACUCGACACGAUCUAUGAGGCUGGCAAGAAGGUCUGGAUGGGUGAAUACUUCGAGGAGGACGAGGAUGGUGGCAACCUGGCAUACGAGGGCCGUGUCAUGGAAAUGCUCUCGGAGCAUACUGUUGAGGGAUGGCUCGAAGGCUACAUUCUGUCCGGUCGUCACGGUCUGCUGAACAGCUACGAGCCCUUCAUCCAUAUCAUCGAUUCCAUGGUCAACCAACAUUGCAAGUGGAUUGAGAAGUGCCUCGAAGUCGAAUGGAGACAGAAGAUUGCUUCGCUCAACAUCCUUCUCACAGCCACAGUCUGGCGACAGGAUCACAAUGGCUUUACUCAUCAAGACCCCGGCUUCUUGGAUGUAGUCGCGAACAAGAGCCCUGAAGUUGUACGCAUCUACCUUCCACCAGACGCCAACUGCCUGCUUUCCACAAUGGACCACUGCCUCCGCAGCUCCAACUACGUCAACGUCAUUGUCGCCGACAAACAAGAGCACCUCCAGUUCCUCACCAUGGAGCAAGCAAUCGCCCAUUGCACAAAGGGCGUCGGAGUCUGGGAAUGGGCCUCAAACGACAAAGGCGAAGAGCCUGACGUCGUAAUGGCCAGCUGUGGCGACACUUCCACCCACGAGGCACUCGCAGCCACAGCCCUGCUCCGCCAACACCUCCCCGACCUGAAGAUCCGCUUCGUCAAUGUCGUCGAUCUCUUCAAGCUCAUCGACUCCAGCGAGCACCCCCACGGCCUCAAAGCCCACGAGUGGAAAGCCAUCUUCACCUCCGACAAGCCGUGCAUCUUUAACUUCCACUCCUACCCAUGGUUGAUUCACCGCUUGACAUAUGGCCGCAAGGGACAGCAGAACAUGCUGGUGCGCGGAUACAGAGAGAAGGGUAAUAUCGAUACGCCGCUCGAGCUGGCGAUUCGAAACGGUACAGACAGGUACAGCCUUGCGAUUGAUGCUAUUGAUCACAUCACUACGUUGGGUAACAAGGGCGGCUCUGCGAGGGAGGCGCUGCUUAAUGAGCAGAUCAAGGCGAAGAAUUACGCGUACCAUGAGGGGCUGGAUCCUAAGGAGACGGAGGACUGGGUGUGGCCUUUCUAAAUUUGAACGGGUAGGGUUGGGAAGGGUAUGGAAUACCUUUCUCUUUUCGCACACACGGAUGGGGUAAUGUAAUGGGUAUAGACAAUGAAUUUAAUGAUGAAUAUUUGUGAA